AUGGGCUCCAACGAACAAGUCACAUAUACCAACCGAGUUCAUGAGGGCAAGGUUGCAAUUGUAACGGGUUCAGCACGAAGCAUUGGUGCUGCAAUUGCUACAACUCUCGCCUCUAAGGGUGCCAACAUCCUGAUCAGCUACCUAACCGAAGCCUCAGACAGCGCUGCCGCUGAGCUCGCGGAUGAGCUACAUAAGAAACAUGGCGUAAUCGCCGUGCCAUGUCGGUCUGACAUUUCCACGCCUGAAGGUUGCGCCGCCAUCAUCGAAGCUUGUGAAUCAAAGAUGCCUCCGAAUGCCAUAACUAGCAAGCUGCAAAUCGACAUUCUGAUCAACUGCGCUGCUAUUAUGAUAGGCAUUGGUCCCCUUGAAACAAUUACGCAUGCGGACUUUAUCAAGUCGUACGAGACCAACGUGCUAGCCCCAAUCUUGCUCACGGCAGCAUGCAAGCCACACCUACCUACCGAUCGAUCAGGAAGAAUUGUGAACAUUUCCAGCAUCGGACAGAAGGUCGGCACUCCAUAUUUGACGCUUUACAACGGAACAAAGGGUGCGCUUGAAGCUAUGACGAGAACUUGGUCAAGAGAAUUGGCUGAACAUGCCACGGUCAACACUAUCAACCCUGGUUCGGUGCUCACGGAUAUGUUCCGUCAAUGUAGCGACGAGGUGCUGGCAGCGCAAGCACAGUGGAGUCCAUUGAUACCAUUGUCGGGUGUACGUGAGUGGGAUACCGAAGAAAUCAAGGCAGUGGGCAAGAAAUGGGGUGGUCGUCCGGCAUAUGUUGAAGAAAUCUCUGGCAUUGUUGCUAUGGUUUGUAGUCCAGAAAGUGCAUGGAUGACUGGUAGUGUUGUCAGUGCCAAUGGUGGCCAGUGUUUUAGCACGUAG
Molecule: messenger RNA, 882 nt
Organism: Sclerotinia borealis F-4128
Lineage: Eukaryota; Fungi; Ascomycota; Leotiomycetes; Helotiales; Sclerotiniaceae
Source: the annotation of a GenBank genome assembly